AUGCAUGUUAGAAGUUACACAACUAAAGAGAUUGCAGAUGCUACGCAUAAAGAGAAAGAAAAUAAGACUAAUAAAGGUUUUUUAAAAGGUCUCACAAUUCACGAUCCUUACCUAGACGCAUCAAAAAAAAGAUCACUACAUGGAAAUUUUCUUCACAUUACUGAUAUUCAUCCAGACCCUCAUUACAUAGCAAAUUCUACUGUUAGGUCAAGAUGUCACGGAGGACAUCCAAAAAGAAAAAAAAAAUCUCAAGUACUUUCUGGAGCUUGGGGUUCUUCAGUUACUAAAUGCGAUACUCCUAUGAGUUUGCUGAAUGCAACGUUUAACUGGUUAGAAAACAAUUGGAAAGAUAAAUUAGACUUUAUUAUAUGGACAGGUGACAACUCUAGGCAUGAUAAUGAUGAUAACAUACCACGAAGUGCCAAAGAAGUCUUUGAACUUAAUAGAAUGAUUGCAUCCAAGUUCCUUGAAACAUUUUCCAACACUAAAUGCUUACCAAGAAAAAAUAAACCAAAAUUUAUACCUAUUGUUCCUUCGAUAGGAAAUAAUGAUAUUCAUCCUAAUAAUAUUCUUUUACCUGGACCAAAUGAUAUUCUUUCAACACUUCAUUCUAUUUGGGAACCUUUUAUACCUGAAAGUCAACGUAAAACAUUUCUUGAAGGAGGAUAUUUUUAUACCGAAGUAAUUCCUAAAAAACUUAUUGUCGUAUCAUUAAAUACAAUGUACUUUUAUAAUACCAAUACAGCAGUUAAUGGAUGCAAAUCACCUGAACAACCAGGAACAACUGAAAUGAAAUGGUUAAGAGAUUUAUUAAGGAAAGCAAGGAAACGUGGAAUGAAAGUUUAUUUAACUGGUCAUGUUGCUCCAAGAAAAAAACAAUAUACGAAAUCUUGUUAUAAAGAAUAUCAAAAAAUUUCAAUAAAAUAUCAUGAUCUUAUAUUAGGACAUUAUUAUGGACAUUCAAAUAUGGAUCAUUUCUUCUUUAUUGGAGCUCGUAAGAGCUUGAGCAAAUUUCGUAAUGUAUCUCGUGAAAACGAUGAUUUAGAUGAUUAUUCAGAUGAUUAUUUAGAUGAUUAUCCAGAUUAUUAUAUAGAAGAUUCUAUGGAAAAUGAUUUUGAAGAUUAUUCAGAAGAUUCUACAGAAAAUAAUUAUGAAGAAAAUAACGAUGAUGAUGACAAUUUUGAAAAA
Messenger RNA from Dentiscutata heterogama, 1188 nucleotides. The record is from the annotation of a GenBank genome assembly. Lineage: Eukaryota; Fungi; Glomeromycota; Glomeromycetes; Diversisporales; Gigasporaceae.